AUGACAGCACCAAUCUUUACAAAGAAACCCACGACCACAACGAGACAGAUAAGCCACAAAGUAUUGAAGUCAAUUUGGAAUAUAUCAACAUGUAAUCCGGUAACAGCUAGGAAGAUUGGAUUAAGCAAAGCCGCACAAAUUGUCUCCAGUUUUGUCAUCAAAGAUGUUCCUAUGGGUGGUCCUUCUGGAAGAGACAGGCCUAAAAUUAUUGGUCCCAUAGGAGAAUGUUGCCCAAUUACUUCACUGACUAAUCCAGAAAGGAGAACGAAAACAAAGAUGCAGACAAUGCAAAGUUCAUUAGUCGAACCGCUACCUAGGUGCUUUACCAACCAAAGUAUAAAUGGCCUCACCACAAAUACGAGAAGAAGAGCGAAUGCAAUUAUGGACAGAGCAAUGAAUAUUAGAGUCAGAAUGUCACCAUUCUUAUUCUCUAGUAUUGCAACCGCAAUCACUGUCAAAGCAAAGGUAGGCAUAUUACUAAGAAUUGCUACUGACAUAGCCAAUCGUCCCAUAUCAGUGUUAAGGACUUUGAUAUCUGUCAAGAGCACUGCUAUGCUAAUGAAUAUAGUAAAGCUUUGUGAGAAACCUAUCAUCGGAAGUGCUUUUGCAACACUUUUUUUCAUUGCAACAUGUUGCUUCAACAGCACGGACAGUCCAGUUGGGAUAACCAACGUAAAUAAGCAAACAGAUAUAGCAAGAGCUAGGGGUAGCUUUUCUGUCUUCAACAAUGUGUAG
Molecule: messenger RNA, 735 nt
Organism: Sphenostylis stenocarpa
Lineage: Eukaryota; Viridiplantae; Streptophyta; Magnoliopsida; Fabales; Fabaceae
Source: the annotation of a GenBank genome assembly